GGCAGUCCCCUAACAAUUUUCAAAACUAAUGACUAAGAGAUGGGUGGCUGGAGCUGAGGUCCCUGAGUCAGGCUGUGGGUGGGAUCAUCUCCAGUACGGGAAGUGAGACUUCUCAUUUCCUCCUUUCCAAGAGAGGGCUGAGCCAGUAGGGUUGAGCAACUGGUACUGACAGCCGAGCUGUACUCUGGGUGAGGCAGUUCAGCCAUGAGGCUGGCUGUGCUUUUGUUGGGGGCCUUGCUGGGGCUACUGGCAGCCCAGGGGACAGGGAAUGACUGUCCUCACAAAAAAUCGGCCACUCUGCUGCCGUCCUUCACGGUGACACCAACGGCUACAGAAAGCACUGGAACAACGAGCCACAGGACUACCAAGAGCCACAAAACUACCACUCACAGGACAACCACCAUAGGCACCACCAGCCAUGGACCCAUAACUGCUACUCACAACCCCACCACCACCAGCCACGGAAACGUCACAGUUCAUCCAACAAGCAACAGCACUGCCACUCACAGUCCUGCCACCACCAGUCAUGGAAAUGCCACGGUUCAUCCGAGCAACAGCACUACCACCAGCCCAGGAUUCACCAGUUCUGCCCAUCCAGGACCACCUCCGCCCUCUCCGAGUCCUAGCCCAGCGUCCAGGGAGACCAUUGGAGACUACAUGUGGACUAAUGGCUCACAGCCCUGUGUCCACCUCCAAGCCCAGAUUCAGAUUCGAGUCAUGUACACAACCCAGGGUGGAGGACAGGCCUGGGGCAUCUCUGUACUGAACCCCAAUAAAACCAAAGCUGAGGGGAGCUGUGAGGAUGCCCAUCCCCACCUGCUUCUCUCAUUCCCCUAUGGACAGCUCAGCUUUGGAUUCAUGCAGGACCUCCAGCAGAGGGCUGUCUACCUGAGCUAUAUGGCAAUGGAGUACAAUGUGACCUUCCCCCAGGCAGCAGAGUGGACGUUCUCGGCUCAGAAUGCAUCCCUUCGAGAUCUCCAAGCACCUCUGGGCCAGAGCUUCAGUUGCAGAAACUCGAGCAUCGUUCUUUCACCAGCUGUUCACCUCGACCUGCUCUCCCUGAGGGUCCAGGCUGCUCAGCUGCCCCAUACAGGGGUCUUUGGGCCAAGUUUCUCCUGCCCCAGUGACCGGCCCAUCUUGCUGCCUCUCAUCAUUGGCCUGAUCCUUCUUGGCCUCCUCACCCUGGUGCUUAUUGCCUUCUGCAUCGCCCGGAGACGCCCAUCUGCCUACCAGCCCCUCUGAGCAUUUGCUCCAAACCCCAGGGUACUAGGGGGACUGGGAUGAGGUGUGGUGGGGUACCCUCAUUUCCUUGACAUGCAACUGGCUCAAAGACAAAGUUAUUUUACUUCCCUGUCUUUCUUGAAGAACAAAAAUAGAGUUGGGUACAAUAGCUCACGCCUAUAAUCCCAGCACUUUUGGAAGCUGAGGCAUGUAAUUCACUUGAGAAGUUUGAGACCAUCCUGGCCAACAUGGUGAAACCCCGUCUCUACUAAAAUACAAAAAAGCUAGCCAGGCAUGGUGGUGCGCGCUUGUAGUCCCAGCUACAGUGGAGGCUGAGGCAGGUGAAUCGCUUGAAACCAGGAGGCAGAGGUUACAGUGAGCCAAGAUCGUGCCACUGCACUCCAGCCAGCCUGGCGACAGAGUGAGACUCCGUCUCAAGAGGAGGAAAAAAAAAAGAACCAAAAAUAGAGAUAAUUGAGUCGGGAGGAAGGAGGGAGUGAAUUUUAGUAAACGUGACAAACUGCCCCCGCAGCAGGAGACCAGCAAAACUUAUGCAAAUCUUUGACUUGGGUUUUCCUUGUCCUGCCAGGAUUAAAAGCCAUGAGUUUCUUGUCA
Cebus imitator (Panamanian white-faced capuchin) is the source of this 1836-nucleotide messenger RNA. RefSeq names its product CD68 molecule (gene CD68). The coding region runs from base 205 to 1242 and encodes 345 amino acids. The transcript is spliced from 6 exons. Gene Ontology annotation, cellular component: membrane. The record is from RefSeq and is a predicted model, not a curated record. Lineage: Eukaryota; Metazoa; Chordata; Mammalia; Primates; Cebidae.